Messenger RNA from Schistocerca serialis cubense, 843 nucleotides. RefSeq names its product limulus clotting factor C-like. Gene Ontology annotation, biological process: proteolysis. The coding region runs from base 1 to 789 and encodes 262 amino acids. The record is from RefSeq and is a predicted model, not a curated record. The transcript has 6 exons. Gene Ontology annotation, molecular function: serine-type endopeptidase activity. Lineage: Eukaryota; Metazoa; Arthropoda; Insecta; Orthoptera; Acrididae.
AUGUCUGUCGGCGCAGACGGUGCCACAUUGGCGCCCACACGGUCGCGGUUCCGGAGGGACCUGUCGCCAGACGGCACGCCGUGCGGCCUCGCGGCGACGCCGGACUCGGUCCCGCUAGUGGUGUACGGCAGGGAGGCGCCCUACGGCCAUCCACCCUGGCAGGUCGCGCUCUACCUGCUGCACGAUGGCAUCUGGACCUUCUGGUGCGGCGGCAGCCUCAUCUCCAGCCAGGUCGUGCUCACAGGUGCUCACCACACGGUGCGGGAUCUGAUUUUGCCGCCGACGUACCAGGACCAGGAGGGACACUACGCGUCUGACCUGGCGCUCGUGGUGCUGGCCGCGCCCGCCAACUUGUCGGUGGCCGUGCAGCCCGUCUGCAUAGACUGGGAGCUGCGCCACAUGGACCGCCAACUCGCCCCGGGCAGCAUCGGACAGGCAGCUGGGUGGGGUAUGAACGAGUACGACGAUUUCGCUGACACGCUGCACGUCAUCGACAUGCCAGUCAUCGACGACAGACGCUGCAUCGAGGAACAAGAGCGAGACUUCAGAAAGUACGUGCGUUAUACCACGUUCUGCGCCGGUUACCGUAAUGGCAGUGGCGUCUGCAACGGCGACAGCGGGGGCGGGCUGGUGUUCCAGACGGACGAGGGCGCCUGGUACCUGCAAGGCGUCGUCAGCAUCAGCCCGCGGCGGCGCGGCACCUCGCUCUGCGACCCGCACUUCUACACCAUCUUCACCAAGGUUGGCAUCCAUUUGCGAUGGCUGUACAACGUGAUGAAUACAAUUUAACUCUCCAGCAGACACGAGGAUAGCCUUGCCAUCCUUGCAGAUAUUACAACCGUG